CGACUGCCCUCAGGCUUCAAGGUGUAAUUGAAAAUAGAAUAGAUCAGCCCGUGAUGAGAUAUUUUUUCUUUCAUCAUCUCAUCAUCUCACCCACUGCGACUGCUACUGCUACCACCACCAUCAUCACCACCACUACCUGUACCUACCCCUUACUCCAUCUCUCACGGAUCGCCAUCAUUUAGUCACUUCUCCCACUUCCUAAAUUUGACAGCUUCUCGUCCCUUUCGUCUGGUCACUUUAACCUUUCUCCGGAGCUGCGAGGCUUAGGCCCUGCCUGCUUGUCUGGUACUGACUUCAUAGCGCAAGAGGGGCAAGCAGACGCCAGAGCGCCCGGCAAAUCCAAGUUGGGAGACCAAACAUUUACUGACGACCACCCUACCCGGAUCCACGACAGCUUCACUUCAUUCCCACCACCCCCCUUUCCGUCUCCUCCAUCACCAACAUCUGGCGACGGGUCUUCAUAGACACCCUCCGACUCGCAUCUGCCCUCUAUCCGCCCACUGCCCACCUCGAUCGAUUUUAAGUCGCUCAUUCCCCCGUCCGUCUGGUCCAUUGCGACUAUCCGAUUCCGAACCAACCUAAAGCCCCACCGUCAUUGGCGCUUGCAACCACCGAACAACUCAUCUAUCGCGCUGGCCUCCCGAUUCUAGAGCCGCCCAACAUUGGUCCACAGGGAAGACGCUGGGGAACUCUGCGCUUGAAGCUCGAAUACCAUCAUUCCCCGCCACAUCUGCAACAAUCGCAUUUUCGCUCUGCCGAUGUGUUUGUUCUAGAUACAACCCGUCCGCACCGCGGUGACGACGUUUGGUGGUUCAGUCUAGACGAAAGAAAACAUUCCAGACGAUGGCAUCGCAAAUGGAGUCGCAGCCCAGGCGGGAUCAGCCAAAACCGAAUCCAGGCCAGAUUUUGAUCGUAAUCCGUAAGUCUGCAGCGGUCAUGUUCCAUACGGCUCAUGCAUUCUGGACGAAGAGGGGCUUUGCGGUCGCUUUUCAUCCUUCCUAUCCCAGGAGAAAUGGCUGACACGGAUACAACACAGAUGACUUUACAGCGCGGAGCUCAGAUGAACUGAGCUUAUUCAAGGGCGACCGAGUCGAACUCAUUGAACGUGACGAUGAUUUUAACGAUGGCUGGUAUCUUGGGCGACAUCUCAUUAAUGGCAAUAGCGGCUUGUUUCCGGAAGGUACGGCAUCCAGUACCAAUGCGAUAUUUGUGCGGAAUUGACAAAAAAAUAGUUUAUACCAGACUUGCACCACGACCGCCUCCCUCAUAUCCUUCGGCGUCUGUUCUUCCAAAACCAUCCCCAAAACAGGCUAUCCAAGAGCCAUCUUCGUCACUUCCUCUAACUUCCCCCUCCACCAUAUCCCCGGAAAAUCCACGAGUAAGCGAAGCUGGUAUGUUUUCAGGAAAAGAUAGUACACCACAAGCAAGCCUUCACACCAGUGCCUCGGAGAUGCUCAAGCCGAAGGAGUCCUCUUCUUCGCUGAGCCCUUCUUUCGCCUCAGGAAACACAAUUGAAAAGCACAAAGUGGACGUGCCACAUAUCCCCAAACCCGUUCCAGCUCCUAUUCACCCAAAAAGUAUCACGACAGCAGUGCAAUCGCACGGUCAUGGCCAGGACAGCCCUGUUAUGAAUGAGACUCUAAGCGUGAUUGAUGAACACAUCACAGAUAUGAACUCGCCUCAUAGUAGUGCAGUUGUGGCCGAUCGAAGAGGUGGUAAUGAUUCUGGGAGUGAAUACAGUAGCCAUCUCGACCAUAGGCUAUCCUACAUCAAUGGAGAGGAAACGGACGAGGAGGAGGAACUUGCACACACGGAGCAAGAGGUUUCAACUUGGACUGCGGACCAGGUCGCCGAAUAUCUCUUCACGGUGGGUAUAGAAUCCAAACACUGUGAGGUUUUCCGGGACCAAGAGAUCACUGGUGACGUUCUACUUGGUAUGGAUCAAACAUCAGUCUUUCUCAAAGAAUUUGAGCUGGGUUCUGUGGGGCGUAGAUUGAAAACAUGGCAAAAGAUCAAAUCUUUGCAAGACGAAGUAACCACCGGAGCCCACAGUAGACGAAACACCGUAACCUACGGCAGUGAGGCUGGCUCGGAAUCGGAGCGCAACCGAACUCAUAGUAUUAAUUCAUCAAUACCUAGGAUACCAAGCUUGAUGGAAGGUUCCUCUUCUCCACGCAAAGGCUCAAAUCUUUCUCAAUCCAGAAUUCCACGACAUGACACAUUCCAAAAUGAGUCGCCUGUAUCCCCAAGGACCAAACAAGAUUUUCCCCGAAUGCCUGGGGAUAAGCGGCCUUCCGCUGCAUCUAUCCGCGAUAUGCAACAAUCAAGACAGAAUUCCACAACUGAUUUUACCACGUCAAUGUUAGCCUCGGUACCAAGCGGAUUGCCAAAAACCGAGACAGCUCACAAAAAGCAGCCGUCUUUCGAUAAAAAUUGGACCAUGGGAGCUGCAACACCACUCUCAAUGAGUAGUCGUCCAUUGUCUUCAUCUGGGAUCAAGGCCUCUCCUGAGGAAACAACUCCCUCAACUGCCUUGGAUAUCCUUGACAGGGGUUAUUUUUCAGGAGGCGAGGCCGAUGGACGUCAAAGAAAUGUUUUACGCAAAAGAGGAAGCACAGCUGGGGGGCAUUCUCGCAACUCAAGCUAUACCGAUGAACAAAGAGUCCGUAGCGCUACGGCUCACUCGAGACACUCAAGAUUUGGAAGUGUAGAUUCGGUCCGCGAUACUGCUCCUCCAUCGGCCGCCCAAAAAUACUAUGGUCUUUCGAUGAAUGGUCGUCGUAGAACGCCCUCGGAAAGUUCUGCCAACGCACCACCUCGACCACCUCCGCCACCUAAAGAUAUGCCAUCUCCCACGGUCACCAAGCUGGAGGCUAAAUCGCCAGAUGCACCACACUCUCGUGGGCCAGCAGACUGGUUACUCCCUUCCAAAUCUGGCACCGGUCGUUCAUUUGGUCUUCGAGCAAUUUCCGAUGCCGUCACUGGGCAUGAGAAAUCGCGUGUUACUUCGCCUUCGGAUGUUGCACCUUCUUCCAAAGAUUCACCACUGGUGUCGCCAGCACGCACUGGAUCCAGCACACCCUCUGGUGGGCCAAGCUUUGACCUCGAAUCCCCAGAUCCAAAGAACGCCUCAACACCAAAAGCCCGCAAGAAGUCCAAGAAGGAGACGAGUGCCUAUACCCGUGGGCUUGAGAAGAAGAUGCCACAAGAACAAAUGAUAGGUGCUGAUUACAGUGGAUGGAUGAAGAAGAAGAGUACCAACCUUAUGACGACAUGGAAACCACGACUUUUCGUCUUGAAAGGGCGACGACUAUCAUAUUACUACUCAGAAGAUGACCAGGAGGAGAAGGGGUUGAUUGACAUUUCCUUCCAUCGAGUUCUCCCUGCCGACAAUGAUCGAUUGACUGGAUUACAUGCGACACUUACCGGUGCCACCAAUAGCCCAACUAGUCCUGUUGGGUCACAUACUGCCACGAUUGCCUCGACGGAAGCUGCUGCGGAGCCAGAGUCUACCUUGAGUAAGGGCACGGGGGAUACCAUGUUCAUCUUCAAGCUCGUCCCUCCUCGAGCUGGACUCUCAAGAGCGGUAACAUUCACCAAACCAACUGUACAUUAUUUUGCCGUUCCCAAUAUCAAGCAGGGGCGGUUGUGGAUGGCCGCGCUUAUGAAGGCCACGAUUGACCGGGACGAUUCUAAACCCAUCACCACGACCUAUCAACAAAAGACCAUCUCCCUAGCCAAGGCACGAGCCAUGCGACAUCGUCCUCCAGCACUCAUGAACCUUGACGAGCAUGUGGACGAGGAGGCCAUGAAAACUUCGGACAGUGACAAAAAUGGCCUGAACAUUCAGGGCAUUAUCUUCGACCAUGAGAUGAACGAGGGGGAUAGCGGCGUUUCGGGUGUAUCACGUUCUGAUGCAGCAGCGCCAGGAAGCGCAAAAGAGACGUACGAUAAUGCAAGUAGUUCAGGACGUUGUAAAGAGGGCGACGUACCCGAACCGUUGACCGCAUGA
This is a messenger RNA of Hymenoscyphus albidus, 4012 nucleotides long. The record is from the annotation of a GenBank genome assembly. Lineage: Eukaryota; Fungi; Ascomycota; Leotiomycetes; Helotiales; Helotiaceae.